This is a messenger RNA of Hyaloscypha bicolor E, 1922 nucleotides long. RefSeq names its product kinase-like protein. The record is from RefSeq and is a predicted model, not a curated record. Gene Ontology annotation, biological process: protein phosphorylation. Gene Ontology annotation, molecular function: protein kinase activity; ATP binding. Bases 93 to 1676 code for a protein of 527 amino acids. The transcript has 4 exons. Lineage: Eukaryota; Fungi; Ascomycota; Leotiomycetes; Helotiales; Hyaloscyphaceae.
UGCUGGCGCCAUAAAAGCUACAGCACUCCGCCCGCGACUCUCGACAUCUUACCGCCUCGAGUGCCGGGCACAGCUCGCAGCAACUCGUCACAAUGUCGGAAGCCAUCGGUUCAGUUCGCACGCUGAAGCGUAAAAAUGUGAAAGGGCUCGCUUUAGCUGCACCAGCGCCGCGAACAGUCGCACCUUCUGAGAGCGAUCUACAGAUCCCUGGCGGCAACAGUGGUGAGAAUGCAAGGCAGACCGCACAACUAGAGAUCGGGAUCGAGUACAAGCUGGACCUGAAGAGGGAGGAUUUGGAGGUCUUGAAAGACCUGGGACACGGAAACGGAGGCACUGUCAGUAAGGUUCGACAUAUGGCGACGGGAACCAUCAUGGCAAGAAAGAUCAUCCACGUUGAGGCCAAGAAAGAGAUGCGCCGUCGGAUUGUUCGGGAGCUGCAGAUCAUGCACGAUACCAACUCGGAAUUCAUUGUGAACUUCUACGGAGCUUUCCUGAGUGACAACAACGAUGUUAUCAUGUGUAUGGAAUAUAUGGACGUUGGUUCGUUGGAUAGAAUUUCACGCCAGUUUGGUCCAGUCCGGGUGGAUGUGUUGGGCAAGAUCGCAGAAGCAACUCUCGGUGGACUCACCUACCUCUAUACCAAGCAUCACAUCAUGCACCGAGACAUCAAGCCAUCGAAUAUCUUGGUAAACUCCAAGGGGCAAAUAAAGCUCUGUGAUUUUGGAGUAUCCGGCGAGUUGGUUAACUCUGUAGCAGACACUUUCGUUGGAACGUCGACAUACAUGGCGCCCGAGAGAAUUCAAGGCCAAAAAUACACGGUCAAGUCAGAUGUCUGGAGUUUCGGUCUUGCCAUUAUGGAGCUGGCUAUUGGCAAAUUUCCCUUCGAUGCAAGCGAGCACCUUUCGGACGGCGAUGGAGCACCAUCUGGCAUUCUGGAUCUCUUGCAGCAAAUUGUGUACGAGCCAGCACCGAAGCUUCCAAAGAGUGAGGCCUUCCCGCAAAUUCUAGAGGACAUGAUACAAAAGUGUAUGGCGAAAGCACCGGAGGAGCGACCAACCCCACAAGAACUUUAUGAGCGAGAACCCUUCGUACAAGCUGCCAAGCGUACACCUGUUGACUUGAAGGAGUGGGCUGUAGGCUUGAUCGAGAGAGAUAACCGAAAAUCUCAUCUUGCACCGCAACUAUCUCCAUCUACUCAACAAUUACUUCGCUCUGGCGACUCGCCAACGGGACCUUACGCCACAAACUCUCCAGAUUACUCUCUGCCAACACCAACCUCCGGCGAUAUUCCAAUUGGUGGAGGUGACGUGCGAUCCGCAAUCACAUCACCGCAGUACACUGAUCGUUCACCAACCAAGAAUGGUAGCAUUGGGCGUGCAGGAGGUGCUCCUUUCCACCCUGGACUUCCACCAAGAGUGUCUACCACCAAUUCUGUUCCUAAAGUCACAACCCUAAACGCACCCGACCAAGCUUCCAAUGGACCCUCAAGUGCUGGCGCUGCCACCUUCUCUACAACGACACUUCCAAUGCGACCCGCACCUCCAGCGGGACCAUUACCCCCGCCUCCCGUCCCUCGAAAGGAGGAUUCGGAUUUGAAGAAGGAGAGUCGGCGACAAGCAACAUUUGGAAAUGGUCUGUACGGAUCUGGCUAUCCAGCGAGUGGUACAGGUCAAUAAGCCCAGCAACCUCGCUUCUGCAUAUUCUUCUCAUCCUCCUCUUCUUUUCUCGAGACCGCUAUCACCCAUGAUGCAUAUCUUGGCGCACCAUAUGUUUGAUUCCACCUUUUCUUUUGUAUCAUGCAUGUCACUUUUGCAAUUCGAAUGGGCAAUCUGAACCUCUGAAAAAGAGGAAGUAUGGAAGUCUUAAAUGAAAGUACGGCGGUGCUUCAGGCGUUUUAGACAAGCAAACUUUACGAUUCUACU